AUGUCUUAUUGUGGUCUGUAUGAUUUUCAACAUAGAGUAUAUGGAUUACCUAAUUUACGCGUUUUAGAUUUGAGCGGAAAUGAUUUAAGUAUUUUAAAUGUGGAGUUUUUUGACACAGUUCCCAACUUAACUUAUCUUCGUUUACAUAACACUCUACUUAAUAAUCAUUUCUUAAUUCAGAGUGGAUCACGUCUAUUAUCUCCCUUGACCAAACUAGAAUUUUUAGAUAUUUCUAAUAAUGGUCUCGCUUCUUUACCGAAUGAUAUUUUUAGUGAGCUCAAAAAUCUUCAAAUGAUAGUUUUAACUUAUAAUAAACUUAUAUCUAUUCCGGAGGUGACGUCAUUAAUGUCCCUUAAGCAUAUCCAUAUGAGCUACAACGGGUUGACGACAAUAGACCAAACUACACGAAAUAUGCUGGACGGAACAUCGAAUAAAAAUUCAAAUUUUCAUAUAUCCUUAUAUGGUAAUGUGUUGUACUGCGGAUGUCCUUCGGUGAAGUUCUUA
Molecule: messenger RNA, 504 nt
Organism: Lottia gigantea (owl limpet)
Lineage: Eukaryota; Metazoa; Mollusca; Gastropoda; Lottiidae
Exons: 1
Molecular function (GO): protein binding
Source: RefSeq, a predicted model, not a curated record